Molecule: messenger RNA, 6007 nt
Organism: Myripristis murdjan (pinecone soldierfish)
Lineage: Eukaryota; Metazoa; Chordata; Actinopteri; Holocentriformes; Holocentridae
Gene: mical2b
Product: microtubule associated monooxygenase, calponin and LIM domain containing 2b
Exons: 31
Coding region: 326-4672 (1448 amino acids)
Molecular function (GO): FAD binding; protein binding
Source: RefSeq, a predicted model, not a curated record
UCGGCAGGGAGAAGCAGAGACACUGAGUCCGUGUGAGAAGCCGCGGAGUGCCGGAUCAGAGCGGAGGGAUCCAGCGGGAUCCUGCCUGUCCUCUGCUGCAGGUUUUCACUGGAUCCUCCGAUGGAAGAGGCUGACAGCCGCACUUUCCUCUGCGGAGCGACUGCACGACUGAGCGCCUACCUGGAAUUUUAAAUGGACCCGCUGAGCAUGGCAGCACCAGCCACAUCAUAGACGAAGGGAGUGCACAGGAGGAGGAGACGGAAGCGGGAGAGGACAGAGAGCGGGAGUGCCAGAGUUGAUUGAGGACAGUCCACCAUCAGGGGAGAUGGGUGAGACGGAGGACGAGCGCACGGCCCAGGCCAGCCAGCUGUUUGAGAACUUUGUCCAGGCAUCCACAUGUAAAGGAACCCUGCAGGCCUUCAGCAUCCUUUGCCGGCAGCUGGAGCUGGAUCCUCUGGACUACAGCAACUUCUACAGCUCCUUGAAGACUGCCAUCACUUCCUGGAAGGUCAAGGCUCUGUGGACAAAACUGGACAAGAGGGCUGAGCACAAGGUGUACAACCAGGGUAAAGCCUGCCAGGGCACCAGGUGCCUGAUUAUCGGCGGGGGUCCGUGUGGUCUGCGGACCGCCAUUGAGCUGGCCUUGCUGGGCUGUAAGGUGGUGGUGAUUGAGAAGAGAGACACCUUCUCCAGGAACAACGUGCUCCACCUGUGGCCCUACACCAUCCACGACCUCAGGGGCCUCGGAGCCAAGAAAUUCUACGGAAAGUUCUGCGCCGGCUCCAUCGACCACAUCAGUAUCCGUCAGCUCCAGCUGAUGUUGCUGAAGGUGUGUUUGAUUCUGGGAGUGGAGAUUCAUGUCAACAUAGAGUUUAUCAAACUUGUGGAGCCACCAGAGGAGCAACAUGAGGACAGUCCAGGGUGGCGAGCAGAGAUCCGGCCCUCCAGCCAUCAGGUGUCAGAGUUUGACUUUGACGUGGUGAUCGGAGCCGACGGACGCAGGAACACAUUAGAUGGUUUCAGUCGCAAGGAGUUUCGGGGGAAGUUGGCCAUCGCCAUAACAGCCAACUUUGUCAACAGGAACACAACAGCGGAGGCCAAAGUGGAGGAGAUUAGCGGCGUGGCCUUCAUCUUCAACCAAAAGUUCUUCCUCGAGCUCAGGGAGGAGACAGGAAUUGACUUGGAGAACAUCGUUUACUACAAAGACCACACUCACUACUUUGUCAUGACGGCGAAAAAGCAGAGUCUGCUGGACAAAGGGGUCAUCAUAAACGACUACAUAGAAACCGAGCGCCUGCUCAGUAACGACAACGUCAACCAGGAAGCAUUGCUCUCCUACGCACGAGAGGCAGCCGACUUUGGCACCAACUACCAGCUUCCAUCCUUGGACUACGCCAUCAACCACUACGGCCAGCCUGACGUGGCCAUGUUUGACUUCACCUGCAUGUACGCAUCAGAGAACGCCGCCCUGAUCAGGGAGAAACACGGGCAUCAGCUACUCGUCGCCCUGGUGGGAGACAGUCUGCUGGAGCCUUUCUGGCCGAUGGGUACAGGUUGUGCUCGGGGUUUUCUGGCAGCCUUUGACACAGCCUGGAUGGUGAGGGGCUGGGCGCAGGGCAGGAGCCCUCUGGAGAUACUAGCUGAGAGGGAAAGUAUUUAUCGGCUGCUGCCUCAGACCACCACAGAGAACAUCAGUAAAAACUUUGAGCAGUACACCAUUGACCCUGCAACCCGCUACCCCAACCUCAACUCCAGCUGUGUUCGCCCACACCAGGUACGCCACCUGUUCAUAGAUGGCCAACAGGACACGUGUCACCUAGAGAGAGGAGGUCCCACACGUAGAUCCGUCAACCUCACCAGGAGAGAUUCAGAGGUCCGUCCAGGCCGCCUGCUGACUUGGUGUCAGAAGCAAACUGAGGGCUACAGAGGAGUUGACGUCACCGACCUCACCUCCUCCUGGAGGAACGGACUGGCCCUCUGCGCUCUUAUACACCGCCAGAGGCCUGAGCUCAUUGACUACGACUCCCUGAACGAGGAGGAUGUGGCGGGGAACAACCAGUUGGCGUUUGACGUGGCCGAGCGAGAGUUUGGCAUCCAGCCGGUGACCCUGGGGAAGGAGAUGGCCAGGCAGCCGGAGCCGGACAAACUCCUGAUGGUCCUCUACCUCUCCAAGUUCUACGAGGCGUUCAGGAACUCAUCAAGAAACAACAACGGGUCGAGAGAAGCAGAUGAGAAUCGCGAGGAAUAUUCAGCGAAAACAAACCACAACCUGCUGAACCAAGCUCAGCCCAGAAAGAGGACACCCAGGGAUGACAAGAAACUGGAAGACAACGAUUCCGCUAACAGGAAACGGCGGAAGGGCAGCCACUACCUUGCAGAGUUGUCCUGUCAGAGUGCUCCCCCUGCAGGCGAGGAAGGGGAGCUGCGGGAGAACAAAGUCCGCUCCAUGGCGACCCAGCUGCUGGCCAAAUUCGAAGAGAACUCCUCGACAGCAAAGCUACGCACCAAGUGUAUAGAGCGUAAAAACCUCCCUCCUGGGCUUGGCGGCAGCGACAUCUGCCACUUCUGCUCCAAGCGGGUCUAUGUGAUGGAAAGACUCAGUGCAGAGGGCUACUUCUUCCAUCGCGAGUGUUUCCGCUGUGAUGUCUGUAGCUGCACGCUUCGUCUGGGAGGGCACACCUUCCACUCACAGCAGGGCAAGUUCUACUGCAAGAUGCACUAUGCUCAAAGCCAAACCAGCACUCAGCUGGGCAGGUUCAGAAGGAGAAUGGAUGACCAAGGCCGCACCACAUCCUCAUCACUGGACAAUGGUAGCUACUCUGCGACUGGCAGCCUCCAGAUCCAACCCCCAGGUGGGAGGUCCAGCUUGCAUUUAGGGCCAAGUGUUGUAAUCCAGAACGGAGCUCCUGGAGGCACUUUGGACUGCUCCACACUGGAGAUGGCUGAGGAGGCCCUUGACUCAUCCUGCAUCGCAAACCCAACAGAACCGGACUUGACAGGGACCACGGAUGGCACCAAAGAUCACUGCAAGGUUAAGCCCCUGGCUCCAGACAAGAGCAAUAGAUGGAAAAGAAAGAUCCGAGCAACCUUCCCUCUGAUCUUCGUCAAGCAUUUCCAGAAAAGUUGGCCACUGGACAAAGAUGGACCAGAGACGGUCCCUGAGGCUGACUCUGACUUUGAGGAAAUCAUAACAGCAGAAACACAGACUUCUUCCCACAGCACUUCUAAGACAUUGGCAGAUUCCCAGAAUCCUUCAGUGAGAGGUGAGAAGCGUGAAGAGCACUCAGCCACUGCGGGGGCAGUCUGUAGCUCCUCAGGCCCAAAGAAACGCUUGAUGUUAUCUCUGGCUGACAAGGAGAAGCUUCUGAACUGGGACCUGCUGGUCACACCAGAGGAAACUCCAGGACAGAUUAACACCAACAGCAAGACUCCACAUCAACCCACAGAGCAGGUUCAAACAGAGACAGAAGCAGAUAAGCCCCAAACACACUCGGGCCGGGAGGAGGAACCAAACCCAAGCCAAACCCCUGCUUCAUCUCCCUCAGCCUUCCAGCUCAUAGCCAACGCUUUCAGGAGGUCCUUCGGUGUGACCAAUCCGUCCACCAGCUCCACUGCUGCAGUAACCAUGAGACCCAAACAAGAAGGCCCCCGGAAGCAGAGGCCCAUGUCAGAGGGAGCAUUCAACUUCAGCUCCUUAUUCACUGCGGCCCCAGACCCAACCAGAGAGGAGAAGAAGGCCGGCAAGCCUGAGCCUCACCCUCGUUGGGCGUCUGUAGGGAUGGAUCCCUGGGGGACCAGGCAGGACCUCCCCUCCCUGUUGCAGCAGGUGUCCCUGGAGAGUCGGCGAGGGUCCGGCGGAGUCUUCUCCGAUGACAUGGCCUCGCUGCCCCGCAAGAGGGUCAACUUUUUCUCCUCCCUGCGGCUGAGAAAGAGGGAGGCGUCAGAGAGCGAGGGAACGGGGGAGGAGGAGGCUCAAAAGGAAAUCAGGACCAUCCUCAGCAACCUCAGAAACAAAGCCUCCAGUCAGCAGAACCUGGAAGAGCCUCCCUCCAGUGAUGAUGAGGAUGAACACCAAUCAGCCAGUCAAAAGGUGUGUUCAGAGGCGCACAGGAGGAAGCAGGAGAAGAUUGUGGCCCAGCAAGCUAAAAGAGAGCAGCUGAAGAGGCUCCAUAGAGCUCAGGCUAUCCAGAGACAACUGGAGGAGGUGGGAGAGAAACAGAGAGACCUGGAGGAGAGAGGAGUGGCCAUAGAGAAGAUCCUCAGAGGAGAAUCAGAUACCUCAGAUGAUAGCGAGGAGGGCCAGCUCUAUCAGUCCUGGUUUAAACUGGUCCUGGAGAAGAACAGGCUGGCACGCUACGAGUCUGAGCUUAUGAUCUUUGCUCAGGAGCUUGAACUGGAGGACACACAGAGUCAACUGCAGCAAGACCUACGGCGCAGGAUGGCUGUAGAGGAUACAAAGAAGAGCGCCUCCGAGCUGCAGGAGGAGCAGGCGAUCCUGUCGGAGAUCAUGAAGACAGUGGAGAAACGAGACACUUUGGUCUCCUUGCUGGAGGAGCAGAGGCUGAGGGAGCGGGCUGAGGACAGGGACCUGGAGAGCCUCGUGCUGUCCAGGGGAUACGAGCUCCACUGGACCCAGGUCGACGACUGCUGGGGGCUGGAAAAGCUGGAAUGAAAGUGUAACGGUGAGCUGGUCAGUGGGGAUGAGCUGUGCAAAAACAAACAAACAAAAAAAAAAAAAAACAGUGGAGGACUUAAACCCCAGCCAGCACAAAUUUAGAGGAUGGGGUGGAAUUUUCACAUCAUAGUUCUCCUUUGGCAUGUUUUUGUAAGACUACUAAUCUAGAAAGUUUGGUGAGGAUAGAAGCAUUGUUCUCAAGAAAUCUGGUUAGGGUAGUCUCAUGCUGUUAUGGAGCGUUGAGCUCAGGAACUGGAGAAAAAUAGACUGCAGCUUUGCCUCAAUACAGAGCUCACAAGUUCCUUUACAGUCACAAGGGUUAAUAACUUUCCUGCUACUAAUACCUUUGACCCUUGUGGACAGAAGUAUAAUCUGUGAUGCAGCAGGCUGCCAGGGCAUGGACUUGGAUUUAAAAUAAAUAAAUAAAUAAAUAAAUAAAUAAAUAAAUAAAAACUCAGAACAAUGUGACCAAUUGCCUUGUAAAAUGUUGCACACCUCAUAAACCAAAUUCACUGCCUGUUCAACAACUUUUAUAUGGUUGUUUACCUAAUGAGUGGAAUUAGAGUGAUGUAUUUUUUUCUAAUAUAAUACUGUUAGUCCCACUGGAUAGCACAUGUUGCAACUUAACACUUAUCCUAAACAUUAACUCUUUUUUUGCACAGUGUGAAUAGAUUUUGACUUGUGUCUCAAUAAAGACAAAAUAGUACUUUGUCAGUCACUUUGUGAAUGUGUGUGUGUGUGUGUGUAUGUAUGUGUGCCUGCACAUUUGUGUAUAUUUUACUAUUGGCUGCUUCUCACUUUGUGGAGAAGAAUUGCAUGAAAAAUUAAUGUAUGAAUGUUAUGUCCAGAAACACUAAUGUACAGACAGAGGAAGCACAAUUGUAGUGAAGUGGAAACACAACUGCCAGACAUUUCUUGAUAAGAGAUGUCCAAUUUUGCCAAGUUGCAGCACAUUUUAUUCUUUUACUUCUCUGUGAUGCACCCUUAACUCAAUCAUCUGCGACUGCUGUCAAUUAAACUGUGAUUCUUUCAUGUUGUGUAACUGCUAAUGUUUGUGAUUCCUGGUUUCCGUGAGCCAAAAUGGCUGGCUUACCUCUGCUGGAUCCUGCUGGUGUGUUUACAUGAAUUUGGAUCCCAGGCUGUUAGAGAACCCAUGGAGUAAUUUAUUUACAUUGUGAAUGAACUAACACUCAAGUCCAUAUAACUUAUGGGGUCAAAUUAAACUGUAAAACUGGCAUGUGUAUUCUGUGUCUGUAUGUAUGGGUUUUAUGCUUCAUAAAACAGUUUAUGUUGAAAACUUUCCUUUAAUAAAUAAUGAUAUUAAACCAUGAA